ACCUGCCUCGAUUGUCGCCGAUGAAGCCCGAGAAUAAGCGCAUAUGCUUUAGGGUGGUGGCAAACCCACCCGCGACGGUUCGGUGGUUCUUCGAGGAUAAGCCCCUCCAGGAAUCCGGGCUCAUCCGGAUGAUCCAGGAUUGCUUCCCAGCCAUGCCCACUGAAGAGAGCACUUGCUGCGUUAGAUCAGUCUUGGCGACGUACUCUCACAACGGAGUAUACACGUUGAUGGCAGAGAACGCCCUCGGGCGUGCGAACGGGUCCAUGGAUGCCCGGUUCACGCAGCCGGCAGAUCUGGGCCUGGAGCGGGGACGCACGCAUCGCUUCCCUUUCCACGUACCAGGCUUGAAAGGAGGCAACCACUUCUACGAGCACCCGAGCAGCUCCCCUUCGAAACCUAUGAUGGACCUACUUUGGGUUUAUGAAGUGCGGAAGAGGACUACGAGGAUUCAGCUUGUUGAGGAGUUCGACCGGAAAGUCGACCUGCCGAUCGGGAUCAUCAUCACCAUCAUCGUUCAUCACAGUGUCGAUACUGUAUACGGGUUGGAGGUAAUGCAGAUGAAAAGGGAAUACGUCCAACUGCGCCGCCUCAGGGCAGAUCUCCAAUGCGACUGGGACGACAAGAACGCGACGUCGAUUGCGACGACGGACCCAUCGCACCUCCCUCUCGUGGAGAUCCCCUUGCACGCCUUGGAGUUGAAGCAAAUCCUAGGGAAAGGGAACUUCGGCGAGGUUUAUUUCGCCAUUUACAAUUUCAUCCCAGAAGAAGGGAAUGACCCGGAAUCCUGCAAGGUCGCUGUGAAGUUCCCAAAGGAAGGGAACAGCGAAGAGCACAAACAGGAUAUCUACCGAGAGGCGCAGAUGCUGGCGAAAAUGCGACAUCCCAAUAUCAUCCGACUUCUUGGGAUAGUUAGGAGCCAGACGAUAGGGAUCGUCUCCGAGUUCAUGGCACUUGGUGACCUUAAUGGCUUACUCAGGAAACUAGGACCGAAAUCAAAACAUUUUGGAGUGGAGAGUGGGAGCGAGCCGCAGCUGGGUAAAUUGGGACUGGAGGACUUGGUCCAUGUUGCGAUCCAGGUUGGGUCUGGUCUCAAGUACCUCACGGAUCGACACUUCGUCCAUCGGGACCUGGCAACGAGGAAUUGCUUUGUCGGGGAGAACCUCACAGUCAAGAUCGGGGACUUCGGCUUGUCUAGGGACGUCUAUAGCUCCGACUAUUACCGGGUUCGUGUCUUAGUCAUCUAA
Darwinula stevensoni is the source of this 1244-nucleotide messenger RNA. The record is from the annotation of a GenBank genome assembly. NCBI's taxonomy places the organism in Eukaryota, Metazoa, Arthropoda, Ostracoda, Podocopida, Darwinulidae.